This is a messenger RNA of Hevea brasiliensis (rubber tree), 2297 nucleotides long. RefSeq lists its product as uncharacterized. The record is from RefSeq and is a predicted model, not a curated record. The transcript has 2 exons. NCBI's taxonomy places the organism in Eukaryota, Viridiplantae, Streptophyta, Magnoliopsida, Malpighiales, Euphorbiaceae. The coding region runs from base 360 to 1694 and encodes 444 amino acids.
UUUUUUUUAAUUCGAAAAAAUUCACUUUCAUCCCAAGGCAGUAAUCCUACAUCACUUUCUCAUAGAUUCCCUCGCUUUCUCUCCAAAUUUUCAAGAGAAAAUCCUCCUCCAUAUACCUUGCAGAAAGCCCAUCUUAGCAUCUCCCCUCCCCUCGAUCAUUCUGCAAUCUCUACUUCACAGGUAAGCGCUGCUUCUCUCUAGUCUCUGCUGUUGUCAAUUUUGUUUAGCUUCGUCAUUGGGGUAGGUCCAAGGGCUUUUCUUUCUAUGCAACACGGUUUGGUAUGCGAUAAUCUUGUUGUGUCCAUUAUUGAAUAAUUGAGUGUUAGGGCUGGUAUUGUUGGCGUUGAUAUUGGUGUCUAAUGGUGCCGCCGAGAAGAAAGAAAUGGACAGAAGCAGAAGAGAAAACCCUAAUUGAGAAUUACGGUGAGAUGGUCUCUGAUGGGACCCUCGCGAAAAUGAAAACUAGAGAGAAGAAAUAUAGACCCAUUGCUUUGUAUGUGAAUUACGUGCACCAUGUUCGUGAUCCUGUCACCUACUCUUGGCAGUGGACUUGGAAAGAUGUGUCCACUAAGGUGCAAAAUAUGAGGCACCAAUACUUGCUUGUUAAGCAAAAGAUCAAGAAGCCUGAGCUCUCUGCACUAGAGAAUUCAGUUAAUGGAGAGUGCAGUAAUGGGGAUGAGUUUGACUGGUUGGAAGGGCUUACACAUUGGUCGAAUUUUUUGCUGUACAAGGAAGUUUUCGGGGAUGUUCCCAUGGCAUAUAGUUCGAAUGGCAGUAAUGGGAGCGAUUUGACAGCAGUCUUGAGUGAGGAUAGGGAAAAUGGUGGAGGGUUGUUGGGCGCUGGUAGGGGGAUGGAGAUUGCGGAGUUUGGGCAAAUGGGUAAUUCAGCAGAGGGAGAUUUUGCUGGGAUUGAUGGAGGUGAGAAUGGGAUGCUAGGUUUGGGUUUUGAUUAUGAGGGGGAAGAGGCAGAGGCAGAGGAAAAUUAUAAUAGUAAUGAUCGAGUGAGAGAGGAAGGGGAUGAAGCUUUCAUGUACGAAGAAGUGGACCCUAAUGUUUCUAAUUUGAGGAAGAAAAGGAAGGUGUUGAAGGGUUUGGGGAAGAGGGUGUUUGGUUUCCUUUCAAACCAAAUAGGGCAGUUGAGGGAAAUGGAGACUCGAUUUGAGCAACAUGAAGCGGAGAUAGAGCGGGAGAGGCAGAGGAGGGAGAACAUUCGAAUGGAGAGAGAGCAAGAGUGGGAACGGAAAUUGGAAGACAGGGAAGAAAGGGAAAAGGAUAGGGAAAAGAUGAGAUGGAAAAGAUAUCGAGAAUGGGAAGCUAUGGAAAGGGAGAGUGAAGAGAGGGAAAGAAGAAGAAGAGAGGAGGAUUUGAUUCAGGAGAAAGAAUGGGAGGAGAGGAUGAACAGGAGGAGGUCAGAAUGGAAGAAGAGGAUUGAUGGUAUGUUAGAACAACACCGAGCAGAAAUGGGGCAGAUUCAGACCCGAAUUCUUCAUGAGCAACAGAACCUUACUGGCCAAUUGCUUGGGAUUGUUUCGCAGUGGACUGGUCAUUCGACUGGGCUUUCUGAUCAUACUGGUGCUAGUAACCAUUAUCUUUCACAAAUGAUGCAUAAUUUGCACCAUGUGGGUGGUAUGGUACAUGGAGACACCAGGGUUGAUGGUGAUACUCAAGAUGAUCAAUUUAUUGUUGAUGGAUGAUGUCUUUUUCUCAGCACCAUCAUCUGCUUGGUGAGCUCAAGUAACAAUGAAAUACACUGGCAGGUUUCUGAUGGUGACAAGGUGUAAAGGACAACAAAAAAGUGAAUGUGAUGAAUAAAAGAAAUAGAGGGUGGAGUUCCAACAUGUGUAUAAAGGCAGCAUGGUUGCGGACCUGGGGAGUCUGGGUAUGCUUGUGCUGAAGGAUCUUCCAAAAGCUGGUGUUGAGUUAUUGAAGGAUCACGUUCUAGGAGUUUCAUGGCCUAAUAGAGUUCCUAGUUAGUGUUAUCUGGGUUUGCAGGCCUCUUGAUAGAAGAAGAAAAAACAGUUCAGCUGCCAUUUUGGAUUUAGGUCUUGGAGCUUGGAGAAGCAAAUGCUUGUGCAGAUAAUGUGGCUAGAAUUGCUGCUAAUUAUAGACUAUCUGUUUGGGAUUCUCCCCCAGAUGAUAUUUCCCACAAUUUACUAGCUAUUACUGUGGGCGUUAUUUUCUGUAGAUUUUAGUUGUCAGCUAUUACUGUAGGCGUUAUUUUCUGUAGAUUUUAGUUGUGUUAUUUUGUUUUUCCUCUGUAAAAUAAAUAAGUGGCUUUGGCAGAGUUGCCUUAAAUA